AGGUGCCCCAUCAUUGGUAUCAGUGGCAGGAAUAGUGUCCCAUCAUUGGUAUCAGUGGCAGGAAUAGUGCCCCAUCAUUGGUAUCAGUGGGAGGCAUAGUGCCCCAUCAUUGGUAUCAGUGGCAGGAAUAGUGCCCCAUCAUUGGUAUCAGUGGCAGGAAUAGUGCCCCAUCAUUGGUAUCAGUGGCAGGAAUAGUGCCCCAUCAUUGGUAUCAGUGGGGGGAAUAGUGCCCCGUCCUUGGUGUCAGUGGGGGGAGGAAUGGUGCCCCGUCCUUGGUGUCAGUGGGGGGAGGAAUGGUGCCCCGUCCUUGGUGUCAGUGGGGGGAGGAAUGGUGCCCCGUCCUUGGUGUCAGUGGGGGGAGGAAUGGUGCCCCGUCCUUGGUGUCAGUGGGGGGAGGAAUGGUGCCCCGUCCUUGGUGUCAGUGGGGGG
Staurois parvus is the source of this 429-nucleotide messenger RNA. The record is from the annotation of a GenBank genome assembly. NCBI's taxonomy places the organism in Eukaryota, Metazoa, Chordata, Amphibia, Anura, Ranidae.